AUUUAACUAAAGUUCCAUCAUUUUUAAAUAAUGAGAGAAAUGAGGUCCAGAGUAGACUAAAUGAAGUGUCCCAAAUACAAAAAGUAAAACAAAAUUGAAUGGCCAAUAACAUAAAAACUAAGAGGAGGAGGAAUAGAUCAAUGUGAGAAAGUUUGUUAAACUCAACUUAUACUUAUUAACAGUAUGUGCUUCAGACAGGUGAAUAAGUGGAUUAUAUAGGACAACAGGAUAUUACAAAGAUAAUUACUGUUGCAAAUUUGCAUUGCACAAAGGAUGUGGUUACAAGUCAAGAUAACAUAGACAGCAGUCAUACCUGCAAACGAAGCAAACUGCUGUAUAAAAGGGUCGACUUGACACCCCUCAAGGAGACAAGGUACUUGUCUUGCCAGCAUCAUGCAUGGUCUGCACAAAUUCCUGCUUUUUCAGGUUGUGGCAUGUCUUGGGCAAGGCGCUCGUGGGAGUGAAAUCAUAGAUGGGGAAAAGGCCCCAGAGAACUCCAUGCUCUACAUGGCCUCACUCCAGAGCAAGGGGGGUCAUGUAUGUGGAGGAUUCCUUAUCAGUGAAGACUUUGUGAUGACUGCGGCGCACUGUCAAGUGCCAGACAAUCUUACACGGGUCGUUCUUGGCACCCACAAUAUCAAGAAUGUUGAUGAAGGAAAAAUCAGAUAUAUCGAGAAAAUGUACAAACACGAAUCUUAUCAGAAUGUAGGGACUGGUAAAGACAUCAUGCUCCUUAAAUUGUCUCGAAAAGCUGAACUGAACAACAAACUCCAAACGAUUCCCCUUCCCAGAUCUGAAAUACAUUUGGGGGACAAUACAAAAUGCUACGUAGCUGGAUGGGGCUUCAUCAAAACAGGUGGAGGAGUUGUCAAUGAGCUGAGAGUGGUGGAUGUGUCUGUCAUUAACCCACGAGUCUGUCGAGAAAUGUUGCCUGUUCUUCCCGACAAUGUCAUCUGUGCAGGUGGAUAUAAAACAAAGAAAGGAUUCUGUCAGGGUGAUUCAGGUGGCCCUCUGGUGUGCGAUGGGACAGCUGUUGGUAUCGUGUCUUUCAACUGGGAGAAGAACUGCAACUACCCAGAUAAACCCAACGUCUAUACUGAUGUAUCAAAAUACCUUCCCUGGAUCAAGACCAUCCUCAAACGCACCAAACGUUCAGAUGGCAGCAAGUACAGUGAUCAAGACACCAUGGUGGUCAACUUCGUACUCGUGCUGUUCUUUGUCCUAACUGGAGCUGAUGGUACUCAUAUUGUUGGAGGUAGAGACGCUGCCCCCCACUCGCGCCCCUACAUGGCCUCGUUGCAAGUCCGGGGUGCACAUAACUGCGGGGCGGUACUGGUGAGAGAAGACUUUGUGCUGACAGCAGCACAUUGUAACAAACCUAGAACAGACAGAGUUGUGCUUGGAGCUGAUUCCCUGUCACGUAAUGAGACUACAAAGCAGAAGUUCACUGUUGCCAGAUCCAUUCCACAUCCCAACUAUAAUGGACAUGCAAAUGAUAUCAUGCUCCUAAAGCUCGACCGUAGGGCCAAACUGACUGAGGCAGUGCAGCUGAUCUCUCUGAAAAGGGGCAGUGUAAAGAAAUCCAGUCAGUGCAUUACAAGUGGCUGGGGGGAUAUAGGGGAUAAUAAAACUCUAGCCAACAGACUGCAGGAAGUCAACGUAACCAUCCUUUCAGGGCGGACAUGUCGUAGAAGAUGGGGAGAGGUUCCCAUCGCCAAAUCAAUGAUUUGUGGUGUUGGGGCAAAGGUCUUUCAAGGCUUCUGCUCGGGGGAUUCAGGUGGUCCUUUGGUGUGUGAUGGAGCUCUAGCGGGCGUCGUCUCCUUCUCUGGAGAGCGAUGUGGAAACCCCAAGACCCCUGAUGUCUACACACGCGUAUCAACCUUCAGGAAAUGGAUUAAGAAAGUGAUAGAAAACAAUUAGGCAAAUUAGUUGGAGUGUUAAUAUAUAUGCUGUCUUGUACUCUUCAAGAGAAGGCUAUUAAUAAUAUACAAAUGUGUGGUGUUACAUUGUUUAAAAUGACCAGUGGGGUGGGAAAAAUUCUUUUCAUCCUUAAGUUUCAAAAGUAUAUUGAACUGAAGGUAGAAAUAAACUAAAAAUGAAAAUGUCUGUAUUAUUCUUUAAAUUGUCCAUCUCUGUUCACCAAACAUUACAAAAAUUAGAAAUUGUGCUUCCUCUUGCUCACUAGUAAUAUACAACAUAAUCAGGAUUAAUUAGCAAGGUUUUCUUUUCUCCAAUCCUGUUUUCUCAAAGUUCCCCGAAUACCUUUAUAAUUUUACAGAACCUGAAAUUAAGGGAAA
Molecule: messenger RNA, 2297 nt
Organism: Seriola aureovittata
Lineage: Eukaryota; Metazoa; Chordata; Actinopteri; Carangiformes; Carangidae
Product: serine protease 53-like
Exons: 11
Coding region: 394-1920 (508 amino acids)
Biological process (GO): proteolysis
Molecular function (GO): serine-type endopeptidase activity
Source: RefSeq, a predicted model, not a curated record